Molecule: messenger RNA, 2694 nt
Organism: Drosophila bipectinata
Lineage: Eukaryota; Metazoa; Arthropoda; Insecta; Diptera; Drosophilidae
Gene: Miro
Product: mitochondrial Rho GTPase
Biological process (GO): regulation of actin cytoskeleton organization; regulation of cell shape; cortical cytoskeleton organization
Cellular component (GO): cell projection; cytoskeleton; mitochondrial outer membrane
Molecular function (GO): GTPase activity; calcium ion binding; GTP binding
Source: RefSeq, a predicted model, not a curated record
ACAUUCCUGUCACACUGGUCACACCGCCGCCAUCCCUCGGUUGUUUUUUUGCGUUUUUGCAUAACAAAAUCUAGGAAACUCGCCCGAAUCGAACAAGGAGAGACACAACCCAGUUGCUGGAGGCAGGCACGCAGUCGGAAUGGGUCAGUACACGGCGUCCCAACGCAAGAAUGUGCGAAUACUACUCGUGGGUGACGCCGGGGUGGGCAAGACGUCGCUGAUUCUCUCGUUGGUCAGUGAGGAGUACCCGGAGGAGGUGCCGCCCCGGGCCGAGGAGAUCACCAUUCCGGCCAACGUUACUCCCGAGCAGGUGCCCACUAGCAUUGUGGACUACUCGGCCCUGGAGCAGACGGACGAAGCCCUCGGGGUGGAGAUUAAUAAGGCCCAUGUGGUCUGCAUUGUGUACGCGGUGAACGACGACGACUCUCUGGACCGAAUCACGUCCCACUGGCUGCCGUUGGUACGUGAAAAGUGCAAUCUUUCGCUGGAGUCGGAAGCAGAUGGCGCGGAGCGGGAUGAGGAGGGCGAAGGCGGUGCCGGAGGCGAGAGGGAGCCUUUGCGCAAGCCAAUCGUCCUUGUUGGCAAUAAGAUCGACAUGAUCGAGUACUCCACCAUGGACAGUGUGUUGGCUAUCAUGGAGGACUAUCCAGAGAUCGAGAGUUGCGUCGAGUGCUCGGCAAAGACACUCCACAACAUAUCCGAGAUGUUCUACUACGCCCAGAAGGCGGUACUGCACCCUACCUCGCCCCUCUAUAUGAUGGAAGAGCAGGAGCUGACGCCCGCCUGCAAGAAAUCGCUGGUGCGAAUCUUCAAAAUCUGCGACAUCGACGGGGACAAUCUGCUGAAUGACUACGAACUAAAUCUGUUCCAGAGGCGCUGCUUCAACACGCCGCUACAGCCCCAGAUCUUGGAUGAAGUUAAAGCCGUGAUACAAAAGAACGUGCCGGAUGGUAUCUACCAAGACGCGGUCACCUUGAAGGGGUUCCUCUUCCUGCACUGUCUGUUCAUCCAGCGCGGAAGGAACGAGACCACCUGGGCAGUGCUGCGGCGAUUUGGCUACAACGACCAAUUGGACAUGUGCCAGGAGUAUCUGAGGCCCCCGUUGAAGAUCCCGCCCGGCAGCAGCACAGAGCUUUCGCAUCGCGGACAGCAAUUCCUCAUUGCCGUUUUCGAGCGCUACGAUCGGGAUGGAGACGGGGCUCUGUCCCCCGACGAGCACAAGAUGCUAUUUAGCACGUGCCCAUCGUCACCAUGGUCCUACUCGACCGAUAUUCGCAAGUCGUGCCCCAUAAACGAGACCACCGGCUGGGUGACGUUGCAUGGCUGGCUUUGUCGCUGGACACUCAUGACGCUGAUUGACGUGGUUAAGACCAUGGAGUACCUGGCGUACCUCGGUUUCAACGUCCAUGAAAACGACAGCCAGUUGGCAGCUAUCCAUGUCACCCGCGAACGUCGCAUUGACUUGGCCAAACGGCAGAGCAGUCGUUCGGUCUACAAAUGUCACGUGAUCGGUCCGAAGGGUUCUGGAAAGACCGGUCUCUGUCGUGGGUUCUUGGUGGACGAUAUGAGCAAGCUCAUCGGCAAGGAGUUCAAAACGAAUGUGGUCCACUGCAUCAACUCUGUGCAGGUGUAUGGCCAAGAGAAGCACCUCAUCUUGCGCGACAUCGAUGUGCGACAUGCCCUUGAUCCGCUGCAGCCGCAGGAAGUCAAUUGCGAUGUGGCGUGUCUGGUGUACGACUCCUCCAACCCGCGCUCCUUCGAGUAUGUGGCUCGCAUCUACAUCAAGUAUUACGCCGAGAGCAAGAUACCCGUGAUGAUUGUGGGCACCAAGUGUGACAUGGACGAGCGUCGGCAGGAUUACCUCAUGCAGCCGUCGGAGUUCUGCGAAAAGUACAAGCUACUGCCACCACACCUCUUCAGUCUGAAAACCAACAAGAAGGAACUGUACACAAAACUGGCCACCAUGGCCGCCUUUCCGCGCUUCCAGGCCGCCUGGAUCCUGUUCUACAAGCACAGGUUGGUACAGCUGUGGGAAUCGGCCCACCUGCGACAAUUUGGCCUGAUGACCGAGGACCCGAAGCUGUGGUGGAAGGCCGGAUUGGGCGUUGCCGCUGCCACCAUGGUGGGCUUCUUUGUGCUGAAGACAAUCAGCGCCGCCGGGGCCCACUCCCGCUAAAUACACACACACACACGUUAAUGUUCAGCAAAUUCAUGUAACUUAUUAAUUACUAUUUUGCUUGCUACUGUAAAUCCAAAAUUUAUUGUUACCAAAAAAAAAAAAAAAAACGGAAGAAAACAAUGAAAAGAGGGACAUGCGCCAAGUUCUUAGCUCUCAUUCCUGACAUGUAAAUACACUCCCAGGAAUCGGGCAUCCAGACAGGAUUCAAAGACAGUCAAGUCAAGCACAUUGUGUACGUUGCAUUUCUAUUCGUAUAUACCCUUUAACCUUAAAACCAUGUACUCACUGAUAAGUCAUAUAAGUUAUCGUUACUAUCAAUACCAAGUAACCGAAACGAAACAACCAAAAUUCGUGGAUAGAUAAUAGUUUUGUGUAUGUACACCUACUCGGUUCUAUAUAAAUACAUAUAUAUACUACUAGUAGAUAUAUCGCACUCUGUAAAUACGCGCAAAGUAUGAGCAAUAAAUCGAUCUAUGUAUGUGGAUUUACUUAAAGCGAACUAUAGUGGAUCAAAA